CCGCUGCCGCCGCCCCCCUCCCCUCCGCCCUUCCCCGCGUGGAGCCCGGGUGCCCGCAGCGGCGGCGGCGCCUGGCUCACGAGAGGCCGCGGAGCCGCCCCUGGCCUCCCCCUCCCGCCCGUGCCGCCGCUGCCGCCGCCGCAGCAGGUUCCCUCCCUCCUCCUCCUCCUCCUCCUCCUGCUCCUGCCCCCGGCGGCGGCGGGAUCCGAGCGGUGCCCGGGGAGCGCUGGGCCCGGGCAGGAGGGGAGAGGAGCGGCGGGGCGGCGGCAGGAGCAGCAGCGGCGGCAGCGCCAGCAGCAGAAAUGAUGGAAGAACUGCAUAGCCUGGACCCACGAAGGCAGGAACUACUGGAGGCCAGGUUCACUGGAGUCGGGGUUGCUAAGGUUGGUGCUUCAAAUUCCCUCCCUACCCCCCCAAGUCUCCGUCCGUCAUGCUCCGCACUGGCAUUGGGUCCAUUAAAUAGUGAGUCUUCCAACCAGAGCUUGUGCAGCGUGGGUUCUCUGAGUGAUAAAGAAUUGGAGACUCCUGAGAAAAAGCAGAAUGACCAGCGGAAUAGAAAAAGGAAAGCAGAAGCGUAUGAGACCAGUCAAGGAAAAGGCACUCCUAGAGGACAUAAAAUUAGUGAUUAUUUUGAGUUUGCUGGGGGAAGUGGCCCAGGAACCAGUCCCGGUAGAAGUGUGCCGCCUGUCGCCAGAUCGUCACCGCAGCAUUCCUUAUCCAACCCCUUGCCGCGGCGAGUGGAGCAGCCGCUGUAUGGGGUAGACGGCAGCACAGCAAAGGAACCACAGGAGGAACACUCUGCUCUGCCAACGCUGAUGUCGGUGAUGCUGGCGAAACAGCGGCUAGAGAAUGAGCAGCUGGCACAGAGGGGAGGUGGCCUCUGUUUUACUUUUGUCUCGGCCCAGCAAGGCAGCCCAUCUUCUACUGGAUCAGGGAACACUGAGCAUUCCUGCACUUCCCAAAAACAGAUUUCCAUCCAGCACAAACAGUCACAGUCUGACCUCACAAUGGAAAAAAUAUCUGCACUAGAAAACAGUAAGAACUCUGACUUGGAGAAGAAGGAGGGGAGGAUAGAUGACUUACUAAGAGCCAACUGUGAUUUGAGACGGCAGAUAGAUGAACAGCAAAAGAUGCUGGAGAAGUACAAAGAGCGGUUGAAUAGAUGUGUAACGAUGAGCAAGAAACUUCUUAUAGAAAAGUCAAAACAGGAGAAGAUGGCAUGCAGAGAUAAGAGCAUGCAGGAUCGAUUGAGGCUAGGCCACUUCACUACGGUGCGGCAUGGGGCGUCUUUCACUGAGCAGUGGACAGAUGGCUAUGCCUUCCAGAACCUCAUCAAGCAACAGGAAAGGAUAAAUUCCCAGCGGGAAGAAAUAGAAAGACAACGAAAAAUGUUAGCAAAAAGGAAGCCACCUGCAAUGGGACAGACCCCUCCAGCAAGCAAUGAGCAAAAGCAGCGCAAGAGCAAGACCAACGGAGCAGAAAAUGAAACGUUAACGUUAGCAGAAUACCAUGAACAAGAAGAAAUCUUCAAACUCCGACUAGGUCAUCUUAAAAAGGAAGAAGCAGAGAUCCAGGCAGAGUUGGAACGGCUAGAGAGGGUUAGAAAUCUACAUAUCAGGGAAUUAAAAAGGAUACACAAUGAAGAUAAUUCACAAUUUAAAGACCAUCCAACGCUAAAUGAUAGAUAUUUGUUGCUACAUCUUCUGGGUAGAGGCGGCUUCAGUGAAGUAUAUAAGGCAUUUGAUUUAACAGAACAGAGAUACGUAGCUGUGAAAAUACACCAGUUAAAUAAAAACUGGCGAGAUGAGAAGAAAGAAAACUAUCACAAACACGCGUGUAGAGAGUACAGAAUUCACAAAGAACUGGAUCAUCCUCGAAUAGUUAAGCUAUAUGACUACUUUUCGCUGGAUACUGACUCGUUUUGUACAGUGUUAGAAUACUGUGAGGGAAAUGAUCUGGACUUCUACCUGAAACAGCACAAAUUAAUGUCGGAGAAAGAGGCGCGAUCCAUUAUCAUGCAGAUUGUGAAUGCUUUAAAAUACUUAAACGAAAUCAAACCUCCCAUCAUACACUAUGACCUUAAACCAGGUAACAUUCUUCUAGUCAAUGGUACUGCAUGUGGAGAGAUAAAAAUCACAGAUUUUGGACUUUCCAAAAUCAUGGAUGAUGACAGCUACAACUCUGUUGAUGGCAUGGAACUGACAUCACAGGGGGCUGGUACUUACUGGUAUUUGCCACCAGAAUGUUUUGUGGUUGGGAAAGAACCUCCAAAGAUUUCAAAUAAAGUUGAUGUCUGGUCAGUGGGAGUCAUCUUCUAUCAGUGUCUCUAUGGCAGAAAGCCCUUUGGUCACAACCAGUCACAACAAGACAUUCUGCAGGAGAACACAAUUCUGAAAGCUACCGAGGUGCAGUUCCCUCCAAAGCCAGUAGUCACACCAGAAGCAAAGGCGUUUAUCAGACGUUGUUUGGCCUACCGAAAGGAGGAUCGGAUAGAUGUCCAGCAACUGGCCUGUGACCCGUACUUGCUGCCUCACAUCCGCAAAUCUGUAUCCACAAGCAGCCCAGCUGGAGCUGCGAUUGCAUCAACCUCUGGAUCAUCCAAUAAUAGCUCUUCAAACUGAGACAGAGUAAUAGGCCAAAAACUGCUUGAGAAACCGGCAAAAAGACUUUCAGAAACAGCUUUGGAAUAGAGGAAUCCGCAAGGGUCUCGAGAAACCUGUACCAGGUGCUUUUUUUCUCUUGCUUUUUUCCAUCCAUAGAGCAUGACAUCAACUCUCAUCAAGAAAACCUUCGGCAUCUAGGCCAAGCCAUGUGGAUAGGAGAUGGCUUGAGGUUUAUCCAGUAAAUGACCACAAAAGGGUGGCUGCUCUGAGCAAGGAGGGGAAACUCAAGAAAAUACAAAAAGACAUGGUUCCAUGUACUGUGAACUUCUGAACAUGCAGCCUUGGGGAAUCCAGGACGCCGUGUGUGCUUCAUAUGAAGAAUGUGGACUUUGGAGAAAGACUGGGCUAGUCCAGUGUUGAUAUUUAAACAUUGUUCUUUUUCUUUUAAUAAAGUUUAGGUAACAUCUCCUGAAAAGCUCGAAGCACCAAGGUUCAGCUGGGGAUGGUAUAUGACUCUUUGCCCUUUGGAGGGGAAAAAAGUUGAUCCUGCCUGUUCAUGGCACUAGAGUUAGUGUUUUACCCCUAAUUAAUUUCAAUUUUUUAAAAAUAACAAUUUUUUGGAAGAAAACAGUUUUCUGGUCUCAAAGUGAAACCCGUAUUAGCAGGCUCAUGGCAGUGUCCAUUCUGCGGAUGGUGCAGCUUUCUGCUCCCUUGGGGUGGCCUCAUGAAUACAAUUCACCUUCUCAGGAGGGCGCUGAAGCCCACAGGAGAACAGGCUUGCGUAGAUCUCCUGUGAUCAGAGUGGAUCACAGCUCAGACUGCCACAAGGUUUUCAGCUGCUGCUUCGUAGCUCUCAACGGUUGCACCUUUUUAAUUUAUUUGAAGUGCUGUUCUUUUUGAAAACACACCCUGACAUGUUCACGACGUGCUCUCUGCUCUCGUGAGUGUGAUACCUGUUGACUGUUGAAAAGGCAGGCAGUGAACGGGAAAGAAUCGGAGCACAGCCCAGCUGAUCACAGGUGUGAUCUGUGCUCACGCAGUACUGUACAUACCUUGUUCAUCUUACAAAAAUCCAAAGCUGAAGACUUGUCUGCUCUUCUCGGUUAGGUGACUUGGCAGCAAAGCUUCCUCUCCCUUAACACUUACCUUCUAAAACUUGCUGACUUUCCUAACUUGCUGCCAUCGCUGCAUCCGAUUUCAAGUGAGAGGGGAUGAGAUAAUGUUCUUGAAGGGAGCAAACACCCGAAUUUUUUUUUUUUGUCUCCCUUCUGUAGUCUGGAGGGUCUCACACCCUUCGGCGGGAUCCUGCCUGCUGUGAAACGCAAGCCUCUUGUCCCCGCUCUGCCCCCUGUUCCCCCCACAUUGAAGGAAAACUGAAAACACAUACAAAAAGCACAGCACUUGAACAUGUGGCAGCCGGGUUGGAGUGCUCCUAACAUGUGGCAGGAGUUCAUAGCCAGAAAUAUUUAAAGAUGCAGUGUUCAAAAGCAAGGCUUGUGUCGGUAGGGAGCCGAGCGGUACACUGUAUUCAGGGUGUU
Messenger RNA from Falco peregrinus (peregrine falcon), 4141 nucleotides. RefSeq names its product tousled like kinase 2 (gene TLK2). Gene Ontology annotation, biological process: peptidyl-serine phosphorylation; chromosome segregation; intracellular signal transduction. Gene Ontology annotation, molecular function: ATP binding; protein serine/threonine kinase activity. Gene Ontology annotation, cellular component: nucleus. The coding region runs from base 303 to 2621 and encodes 772 amino acids. NCBI's taxonomy places the organism in Eukaryota, Metazoa, Chordata, Aves, Falconiformes, Falconidae. The record is from RefSeq and is a predicted model, not a curated record. The transcript has 23 exons.